This is a messenger RNA of Austrofundulus limnaeus, 2013 nucleotides long. It is a transcript of the gene vrk2, whose product is annotated as VRK serine/threonine kinase 2. The transcript is spliced from 13 exons. The record is from RefSeq and is a predicted model, not a curated record. Gene Ontology annotation, molecular function: protein kinase activity; ATP binding. The coding region runs from base 170 to 1504 and encodes 444 amino acids. Gene Ontology annotation, biological process: protein phosphorylation. Lineage: Eukaryota; Metazoa; Chordata; Actinopteri; Cyprinodontiformes; Rivulidae.
UACGUUUGUUUCUGACGCACCGGUCCGGGCUGCCGUGCCUUCAGUAAUGUUAAUGUGUUUGUAAAGAAAACGUUUGUGUGUUUUCGGCUUUUUCAACUUUCGAAGAUCUUUACAAACCUGACUGGCUCAAGUUUUCUGCCUGUUGUUUUUCAUUCUUCGUUCAGUUUUUAUGGCACCACCUAAAAAGAACACCUUACCUAAACCCCUCCCUGAAGGCUUCAUACUGACCGACACUGAGAAGAAGAAAUGGAGGCUUGGAAAAAUUACUGGUCAGGGUGGCUUUGGACUCAUUUAUCUUGCUUCCCAGGAUGUAGACAGACCCGUUACAGAGGACUCGAACUUCGUCAUAAAAGUUGAGUACCAGGAGAACGGGCCGCUGUUCUCAGAGCUGAAGUUCUAUCAGCGGGCAGCCAAAGCAGAAAGCGUGCAAAAAUGGAAACAAGCCAAGAAACUGGACUUUCUUGGAAUCCCCACAUACUGGGGGUCAGGACUGGCAGAGUACAAAGAUCUCAGGUAUCGCUUCAUGGCCAUGGAUCGUCUGGGCACUGACCUUCAGAAAAUCUGUGACCACAAUGGAGGACAUCUGAAGAAGACCACUGUGCUUCAGUUAGGUCAAAGACUGGUGGACGUCCUCGAGUACAUUCAUGAAAACGAAUAUGUUCAUGCAGACAUUAAACCUGCUAACCUCAUGUUGGGUUACAAAGACUCUGAACAGGUGUACCUGGCAGACUAUGGCCUCUCCUACAGGUACUGUCCUGAUGGAGUCCACAAAGAAUACAAGGAAAACCCUAAAAAGGGUCACAACGGGACCAUCGAGUACACCAGCCUUGAUGCCCACAAAGGACUGGCACCAUCGAGACGUGGUGACCUCCAGAUACUAGGCUUCUGCCUUCUUCACUGGUUAUGUGGGUCUCUGCCCUGGGAUGGUGUUCUCAGACACCCCACUCAGGUUCAGGAGGCCAAGGCCAGAUUGAUGGAUAAUCUGCCGGACUCUGUUCAGUCUGCGAGCGGAGCCAGCACAGGCGAGGUGGCCUCAUUUCUUCUUUAUGUGAGAACUCUGGACUACCAAGAUAAACCAGACUACCAGUUUCUCAAAGAGCUGCUGAGCUGCGGCGUCAGAGGAAGACUGGACUUCUCUGUUCCUGAUGGAGCUGCAGGGUCGCCCACUAAGAGCCCCCCCAUCAGGGCAAAGAAGGCAGGAGCAGCCAGAGGAGGGACUAAAGCCAAGCUGAGGCCUGCAGAGGUGGACGACGUGGACUCUGACAGGAGAAAAACCAAACCAGUGCAAGCUCGCUACAUCAGAGGUCCACCCAUCACCAAACCUCCAUCACAGCCGGAUGAGGUUUUCCCUGCAGUCAGACGAUCACUGAGGCUGAGCUCUGCACCAGCGUCUGAAGAGGACGACAGCAAGGAGGAAAAGGAGGAAGUCCGACCUCGACCUGUUCCAGCCUGCUAUCUGAGGGGUCCUCCCAUCAGCCAAGACGCUCUGUCCAAACAGGUGUGAGUCCAGAAGAUUCCGUCGGGUUCUUUUUCUCAACUCCAAGCAUUUUGUUCUACACUUGGUCUGGUUGUGAAGAUGAAAAUAUACACAUUCAAACCGUUUCUUUUUGUUCAUAUCGUGAGUUUUAUAAGAAGCACACAUUAAAUUUUAACAGAGAACUAGACCCAUAAGGACUGGCAGGACAACAGAAGAGAAGACUGUGACCUGCAGGAUCCAGGAGUCCCAACCUGACCCACACAGGAGACAACAAGCAUGGACCCAGAGCAACGGGCAAACAUACACAAAGACCAGAGGGGGUCUGGAUGAUGGACCACUUCCUGUCAGAGCAGACCACAGUCAGAACGGUUGGCUGCACAGAGCUGGUUCUGGCGGUUCUGGUCCUGACAAUCUGAGACAGGAAGCGGUACAGGGGUCCUGUUUAGUCUACAUGUGGGUCUUUCUUGUUCUGUUGGCUGGUUUUGAGUUUGCCAAAUUGUUUUUAAACCCAUUUAAAUAAAGUUUGUGAGUUAUCA